CACGCAGGCGCACUGCGGUUCCCCGGGCGGCGGCGGCGGUGGCGGCACCUCGGGUUUGUCGGCUCCCUCCCAUCUAGGCCGGCCCCGGCCCGUCUCGCCCCCCCCGAGGAACUCACUGUUUGGGGUUGUGGACUUUCUCAUCGUGCCCCAGAAAAGUAAAUUUGUGGGGGGGGAAGCCGGAAGUACCGUCUCGCGAUUCCCCCCCAUACAAUCGGGGAAACGGAAGUGAACUUUCGAGCCAGGUUGGAGACCGGAAGUGACGAGAGCAGUCUGCCAUGGAGCCUAGCGAUAGUACCAGUACCGCUAUGGAGGAGCCGGACAGCUUGGAGGUACUGGUGAAGACCCUGGACUCUCAGACUCGGACUUUUAUUGUGGGGGCCCAGAUGAAUGUGAAGGAGUUUAAGGAACAUAUUGCUGCUUCUGUCAGCAUCCCUUCUGAGAAACAACGGCUCAUCUACCAGGGGCGAGUUCUGCAAGAUGAUAAGAAGCUCCAGGAAUACAAUGUUGGGGGAAAGGUUAUCCACCUGGUAGAGCGGGCGCCCCCUCAGACUCAGCUUCCUUCUGGAGCGUCUUCUGGGACAGGGUCUGCCUCAGCUACCCAUGGUGGGGCACCCCUGCCUGGUACUCGGGGGCCUGGGGCUUCUGUUCAUGACCGGAAUGCCAACAGCUAUGUCAUGGUUGGAACCUUCAAUCUUCCUAGUGACGGCUCUGCUGUGGAUGUCCACAUCAACAUGGAACAGGCCCCAAUUCAGAGUGAGCCCCGGGUACGGUUGGUGAUGGCUCAGCACAUGAUCAGAGAUAUACAGACCUUACUGUCCCGGAUGGAGUGUCGAGGGGGGACCCAAGCCCAGGCCAGUCAGCAACCCCUGCAGACGCCGACAGUGGCCUCAGAGACAGUAGCCUUGCGCUUACAAACAUCAGAGCCAGUCGAAAGCGAAGCACCUCCUCGGGAGCCCAUGGAGUCAGAAGAAAUGGAGGCGCGCCCCCCAGCGCAGAGCCCAGAGCUCACCCCUGCCGGCCCAGCCCCAGCAGCAGGCCCUGCACCUGCCCCAGAGACAAAUGCACCCAACCACCCUUCCCCUGCAGAGCACGUCGAGGUGCUCCAGGAACUGCAGCGCCUUCAGCGCCGUCUCCAGCCCUUUCUGCAGCGGUACUGUGAGGUCCUGGGCGCCGCUGCCACCACGGAUUACAACAACAACCAUGAAGGCCGUGAGGAGGACCAGAGGUUGAUCAACUUGGUUGGAGAGAGUCUGCGGCUGCUGGGCAACACUUUUGUGGCACUGUCUGAUCUGCGAUGCAAUCUGGCCUGUGCACCCCCACGGCACCUGCACGUGGUCCGGCCCAUGUCUCACUACACAACUCCGAUGGUGCUCCAGCAGGCCGCCAUUCCCAUCCAGAUCAAUGUGGGGACCACUGUAACCAUGACAGGCAAUGGGACUCGGCCCCCGCCGGCUCCCAAUACGGAGGCACCUUCCCCAGGUUCUGGCCAGGCCUCGUCCCUGCCCCCAUCUUCUACCACUGUUGACUCCUCAACUGAAGGAGCUCCCCCACCAGGACCAGCUCCCCCACCAGCCACUAGCCACCCGAGAGUCAUCCGGAUUUCCCACCAGAGUGUGGAACCCGUGGUCAUGAUGCACAUGAACAUUCAAGGUGAGCUAGAUUCGGGAACCCAGCCCAGUGCAGCCCCGAGUGCCCCCACUGGCUCCCUUGGACCUCCUGGUCAUGGACAGACCCUGGGCUCCACCCUCAUCCAGCUGCCCUCCCUGCCCCCUGAGUUCAUGCACGCCGUCGCCCACCAGAUCACCCAUCAGGCCAUGGUGGCAGCUGUUGCCUCCGCGGCCGCAGGACAACAAGUGCCAGGCUUCCCUACAGCUCCAACUCGGGUGGUGAUUGCCCGACCCACCCCUCCACAGGCUCGACCCUCUCAUCCUGGAGGCCCCCAAGUCUCUGGGGCUUUGCAGGGUGCUGGGCUGGGUACAAAUGCUUCAUUGGCCCAGAUGGUGAGCGGCCUUGUGGGUCAACUUCUUAUGCAGCCCGUCCUUGUGGCUCCAGGAACCGCAGGAAUGGCUCCAUCUCCAGCCCCUGCCACUGCUUCGGCUAGCGCUGCCACAACCAACACAGCCACCACCGCCGGCCCUGCCCCCGGGGGAUCUGCUCAGCCUCCACCUCCUCAGCCCUCUGCAGCCGACCUUCAGUUCUCUCAGCUCCUGGGAAACCUGCUGGGGCCUGCAGGGCCAGGGGCUGGCGGGCCUGGCAUGGCUUCUCCCACCAUCACUGUGGCGAUGCCUGCCGUGCCUGCUUUUCUCCAGGGCAUGACCGAUUUCUUGCAGGCAUCACAGACGGCCCCUCCACCGCCUCCACCGCCCCCACCUCCACCCCCUGCCCCAGAGCAGCAGACCACCCCCUCACCAGGGUCCCCUUCUGGUGGUACGGGGAGUCCUGGAGGCCUAGGUCCCGAGAGCCUGCCACCAGAGUUCUUCACCUCAGUGGUGCAGGGCGUGCUGAGCUCCCUCCUGGGCUCCCUGGGGGCUCGGGCUGGCAGCAGCGAGAGCAUCGCUGCCUUCAUCCAGCGCCUCAGCGGGUCCAGCAACAUCUUCGAGCCCGGGGCUGACGGAGCCCUUGGAUUCUUUGGGGCCCUGCUCUCUCUGCUGUGCCAGAACUUUUCCAUGGUGGAUGUGGUGAUGCUGCUUCAUGGGCAUUUCCAGCCACUGCAGCGACUCCAGCCCCAGUUACGGUCCUUCUUCCACCAGCACUACCUUGGGGGCCAGGAGCCUACACCUGGUAACAUCCGGAUGGCAACCCACACAUUGAUCACCGGGCUAGAAGAGUACGUGCGGGAGAGUUUUUCUCUGGUGCAGGUUCAGCCAGGCGUGGACAUCAUCCGGACAAACUUAGAAUUCCUCCAAGAGCAGUUUAAUAGUAUUGCUGCUCACGUGCUGCACUGCACAGACAGUGGAUUUGGAGCCCGGUUGCUUGAGUUGUGUAACCAGGGCCUCUUUGAAUGCUUGGCCCUAAACCUGCACUGCUUGGGGGGACAGCAAAUGGAGCUUGCUGCUGUCAUCAACGGCCGAAUUCGUCGUAUGUCUCGUGGGGUGAAUCCAUCCUUGGUCAGCUGGCUGACAACCAUGAUGGGACUGAGGCUUCAGGUGGUUUUGGAGCACAUGCCUGUGGGCCCUGAUGCCAUUCUCAGAUAUGUUCGCAGGGUUGGUGAUCCUCCCCAGCCGCUUCCUGAAGAGCCAAUGGAAGUUCAAGGAGCAGAAAGAACUUCCCCUGAGCCUCAGCGGGAGAAUGCUUCCCCAGCCCCUGGAACAACAGCAGAAGAGGCCAUGUCCCGAGGUCCACCCCCUGCUCCUGAGGGGGGCUCGAGAGAUGAACAGGAUGGAACUUCAGCCGAUACAGAACCGUGGGCAGCUACAGUCCCCCCAGAAUGGGUCCCUAUCAUCCAGCAGGACAUUCAGAGCCAGCGGAAGGUGAAGCCUCAGCCGCCCUUGAGUGAUGCCUACCUCAGUGGUAUGCCUGCCAAGAGACGCAAGACGAUGCAGGGUGAGGGCCCCCAGCUGCUCCUCUCAGAGGCUGUGAGCCGGGCAGCUAAGGCAGCCGGAGCUCGGCCCCUGACAAGCCCAGAGAGCCUGAGCCGAGACCUGGAGGCACCAGAGGUCCAGGAGAGCUACAGGCAGCAGCUCCGGUCUGACAUACAGAGACGACUGCAGGAAGACCCCAACUACAGCCCCCAGCGCUUCCCUAAUACCCACCGGGCAUUUGCUGAGGACCCCUAGCUCUCUUCACCAGGGGACCAUUCCCUUCCCUCACAGUAUUUAAGAAAUAAAAGUCGGAUUUUGCUGGC
Nannospalax galili (Upper Galilee mountains blind mole rat) is the source of this 3844-nucleotide messenger RNA. It is a transcript of the gene Bag6, whose product is annotated as BCL2 associated athanogene 6. NCBI's taxonomy places the organism in Eukaryota, Metazoa, Chordata, Mammalia, Rodentia, Spalacidae. Gene Ontology annotation, cellular component: BAT3 complex. The transcript has 26 exons. Gene Ontology annotation, molecular function: polyubiquitin modification-dependent protein binding; misfolded protein binding. The record is from RefSeq and is a predicted model, not a curated record. The coding region runs from base 276 to 3776 and encodes 1166 amino acids.